Messenger RNA from Eublepharis macularius, 649 nucleotides. Its product is annotated as zinc finger and SCAN domain-containing protein 31-like. Lineage: Eukaryota; Metazoa; Chordata; Lepidosauria; Squamata; Eublepharidae. The transcript has 3 exons. The record is from RefSeq and is a predicted model, not a curated record. The coding region runs from base 135 to 560 and encodes 141 amino acids.
GGAAGGGGAGAGGAGGCAGUGCUGGAGGACGUUGCAUAGAGGAGGUCAUUUAUCCAACACUUGCCUUGAAAAAAGAAUCUGGCAGAGGAGGAAGGUGAUCGUGCAGGUCAAGGCUGUUUGGAGAGGAAAGGAGGAUGAGGGGAGAGCUGCGCCCAGUCGGUCCAGAAGCAAGGAAAGGCCCUGAUGCCACUGAGGCUGGGAGCACAAGGGAACUGUUGGGAGGAACCAUACAGAAGAGCCUGGGAGAGGAUUUUCCCCCUCCAGAUGUGCAGCAUCAGCAAUUCCAGCACUUCUGUUACCAGGAGGCCGAAGGGCCCCGAAAGGUCUGCAGCGAACUCCACCGCCUUUGCCUCCAGUGGCUGAAGCCAGAAAGGCACAGCAAGAAGGAGAUCCUGGACCUAGUGAUACUCGAUCGAUUCCUGACCAUCCUACCCCCAGAGAUGGAGAACUGGGUCAGGGAAUGUGGGCCGGAGAGCAGUUCCCAGGCAGUGGCCCUGGCAGAAGGGUUCCUCCUGAGCCACGCAGAUGACAAGAAUCCAGGCCAGCAAACAAAACCUUGAAACCAACAAUAAAUUCUUUACCAACUGUUUGCAGCAGAAAUAAAGCAACUUCCAUGUGGACAGAAUGGGUAAGUAUGGAACUGCAGUUC